AUGCCACCCGUGGUUUUACAAGACUAUUCCGCGCGAUUCACUUUUCGCUUACAGUCCGAUCUGAAACUGGAAAGUUCGCCCGAUGGAAAAGCCAAACGGAAGCCAGGAAACUCCGCGGUCUUGUUCACCAUGACCGAAGAAGUUGGUGCUUUGGCAAAAGCUUUGAAAAUUCUCAACUCCGAUCUGAAACUGGAAAGUUCGCCCGAUGGAAAAGCCAAACGGAAGCCAGGAAACUCCGCGGUCUUGUUCACCAUGACCGAAGAAGUUGGUGCUUUGGCAAAAGCUUUGAAAAUUCUCAACGAGCAGAAAGUGAACUUGAAGCACAUCGAGUCGCGGCCUUCGAAACGCCGCCCCGAGGAUUCUUACGACUUCAUGAUCGAGUGCGAUCACACCGAGGGCAAUGUGGAGCAAGCUAUCAAGGAUCUGAAGGAAAUCAGUCACCAUGUCCAAUACAUCACCGAGGACGAGGAAAAAACUGACUCGGAUGCAGUUCCAUGGUUUCCCGAAAAAAUCAUGGAUUUGGACAGAUUCUCCAACCGAAUCUUGUCAUACGGAGCAGAAUUGGAAUCGGACCACCCGGGAUUCACGGAUCCGAUUUAUUUGUACAAGACUCACGCUUGCAAGGAAUUCAAUUAUGUUUUCCCGCUCUUGAUCGAGAAUUGUGGCUACAGGGAGGAUAAUAUCCCACAACUUCAGGGAGUUUCGGAUUUCCUGAAAAGCAGACGACCUUCUUACACACCCGAACCCGACGUUUGUCACGAAUUACUGGGACACGUGCCUUUGUUCGCCGAUCCCGCGUUUGCCAAAUUUUCGCAAGAACUUGGAUUGGCGUCCCUCGGUGCUCCGGACGAAGACGUCGAAAAGCUUGCGACGUGCUACUGGUUCACAAUCGAGUUCGGGCUUUGCCGAGAAGCGGAUGGAGUGAGGGCAUACGGCGCCGGGCUGCUGUCGAGCUUCGAAGAGCUGCAGUACUGCUUGUCAGACAAGCCGCAGAAGCUGCCGAAAUACGCAACGACAAUUCAGAGACCGUUUAUGGUUCAUUAUGACCCUUACACGGAAAGCGUCCAGAUCCUCAACUCCAAGAACCAGAUCGAGAAUCUGAUCCGAAACAUCAGCUACGACGUGAACCAGUUGCUCAUGGCGGUGUCGAAAAUGUGA
Molecule: messenger RNA, 1158 nt
Organism: Notodromas monacha
Lineage: Eukaryota; Metazoa; Arthropoda; Ostracoda; Podocopida; Cyprididae
Source: the annotation of a GenBank genome assembly